Molecule: messenger RNA, 3442 nt
Organism: Dermatophagoides pteronyssinus (European house dust mite)
Lineage: Eukaryota; Metazoa; Arthropoda; Arachnida; Sarcoptiformes; Pyroglyphidae
Product: presequence protease, mitochondrial
Biological process (GO): protein processing
Cellular component (GO): mitochondrial matrix
Molecular function (GO): metalloendopeptidase activity; metal ion binding
Source: RefSeq, a predicted model, not a curated record
AUUCAUUAAAAAAAAGAUGAACUCGUUGCACCAUCUAUCGUAAAUGUUUAACAAUUAAUUAUCGUCACAUGUGAUUCUUCUAAGAAUUUUUUGGUUCUGCGGUGGUUUUUUGGUUUUUUCUGAAAAAAAAUUUCCAAUUUUUCAACAACAAAAAAAUGUAUCGAAUACGAAAUUUAUCGAAAUCAUUUUCUCUUUCACGAUUCAAUAAUAAUCAAAAAUAUCAAUUUCAUUAUAAAAAACUUUCAGCUUUACAAUCAACAAACAGACAAACAAUCUUUUCAUUUUUGCCAAUAAGAAAUAUUCAAUCAUCAUCGAUUCCGGCAAAUUUAUUGAUUCAAAAUGUAUCAUCAUCAUGUUCGGCUGGUAAUAUCACAGAUCAACAACAACAACAAAAAUUUCAAAUUGGUCAACGUUUACAUGGAUAUCGAGUAGAAUCAAUACGAUCAGUACCCGAAUUAUGUUUAACAGCAUAUCGAUUGAUUUAUGAAAAAAAUGGUGCCGAACAUUUACAUAUUGAACGUGAUGAUUCAAAUAAUGUUUUUGGUGUUACAUUUCGUACAACACCCGAUGAUUCAACAGGUGUUGCACAUAUUUUAGAACAUUUAGCCCUUUGUGGUUCAAAACGUUAUCCAGUACGUGAUCCAUUUAUGAAAAUGUUACAACGUUCAUUAUCAACAUUUAUGAAUGCAUUUACCGGUUGUGAUUAUACAAUGUAUCCAUUUUCAACACAAAAUCAAAAAGAUUUUUAUAAUCUAAUGUCAAUCUAUUUGGAUGCUGUAUUUUAUCCACGUUUAAGAUAUUUAGAUUUUCUACAAGAAGGUUGGCGUUUAGAAUAUUCAAAUGUUAAUGAUGAUAAAUCAUCAUUAAUAUUUAAAGGUGUUGUUUUCAAUGAAAUGAAAGGUGUUUUUUCAAGUCCAUCAUCGAUUUAUACACGUCAAAUGAUAAAUAAAUUAUUUCCUGAUAAUACUUAUCGUAAUGAAUCUGGUGGUGAUCCAUUAUCAAUACCGGAUUUAACCUAUGAACAGCUUAAACAAUUUCAUAGUCGUCAUUAUCAUCCUUCGAAUGCAAGAUUUUUUACAUAUGGAAAUUUUCCAUUAGAAAAACAUUUACAAGCAAUUGGUAAAGUAAUUGAACAAUUUGAUUCAAAUGAAUCAUUAAAAGAACAAUCUCGUAUACCGGAACAAAAUUCAUGGCUGCAAUAUCAACGUGUUAAACUACGUUGUCAAAAUGACCCUUUAGCACCGUUUCCAGAUCGUCAAACAACAGCAAGUGUUGCUUGGAUGUUAAAAUCAUUACAAGAUAUACAGGAAAAUUUUACAUUAUCAAUAUUGUGUACACUGUUAAUGGAUGGACCAAAUUCACCAUUUUAUCAAGCAUUAAUCGAUUCAGGUCUUGGUUCAGAUUAUUCACCAUUUUCUGGUUAUCAUAAUUUUACUAAACAAUCAUUAUUUUCUAUUGGUUUACAAGGUAUAUCUGAAGAUCAAUGUAAUACAGUUAUGAAAGCUAUUGAUAUGGCAUUAAUGGAUGCUUAUACGGAUGGUUUUCCACAGGAACGUAUCGAUGCAAUAUUACAUCGUAUUGAAUUGAGUACUAAACAUCAAGGAUCAAAUUUUGGUUUAGGUCUGUUAAUGUAUAUUAAUAGUUCAUGGAUACAUGAUGUUGAUCCAAUUGAAUGUCUUAAUAUUAACAAACAAGUUGAACAGUUUAAAGAAAAUCUUCAAUCAGAUUCAAAAUAUUUACAGAAAAAAAUUAAACAAUAUUUUUUAGAUAAUAAACAUCGAUUAUUGAUUGAAAUGAGUCCUGAUCCGGAUUAUGAAAAUCAACUACAAAAUCAUGAACAAUCAAUAUUGAAUAUGAAAAUUUCACAAUUAUCAAACAAAGAUCAUGAAGAAAUAUUAAAAAAUAGUCAAGAAUUAUUAAAAUUACAAAAUCAACAAGAAGAUGUUAGCAUAUUACCAACAUUAACUAUACAGGAUAUUAAUCGUACAAUUUUGAAAACAAAUUUAGAAAACAUACGAAUAGGAAUGAUUCCUAUUCAAUAUAGUACACAACCAACAAAUGGUAUUGUUUAUUUUAAUACGGUUAUACAAUUGAAACCGGAAAUUUUCCCGAAAAAAUUGGUACCAUAUUUACCAUUGUUUGCACAGGUAUUAUGUAAACUUGGUGCAGGUAGAUUGGAUCGAAAACAAUUAGAUCAAAAGAUACAGAUGCAUACAGGUGGAUUAACAUCAUUGGUACAUAUUGCCGAUAAUCCAAAAACAUUUGAUCAAUUUGAAACUGGUAUUUAUCUUGGUUCUUAUUGUUUGGAACGUAAUCUUGAACAAAUGUUUGAAUUAUGGACCGAAAUAUUUAAUGGUAUACGAUUUAAUGAUGAUCCAGAUCAUUUGAUGCAAUUAAUACGAAUAUGUUCAGCUGAAUUGGCACAAGGUGUACCACAUCAAGGACAUCAAUAUGCAAUGCGUCGUGCAUCAUCAUUUUUUGGUGGUGCAUAUAAAUUUCGUGAAUUAACCAAUGGUAUAUCAUCAUUAGCUUAUUUUCGUUUAAUGGCUGCAAGUCAAGAUAAAGUUCGUGAAAUUAUUAAACAUUUAGAACAAAUUGCCGGGAUUUGUUUUCAAUCUGAUUCGAUAAGAUGUGCAAUAAAUGCUGAAGCAGUAACAAUGCGAACAUCAUUACAAAUAUUGGAAAAAUUUAUUAAUUCAUUUGAACAUUCAUCGACAGCAAACAAAUCAUCAUCAACAACAACAAUGAACAAUGAUGAACCAACAGCAAUUGAUUUUGUUAUGCCAACAAUACAAUCCAAUUCAAUGAAUGAACAUUUUAUAUUUCCAUUUUCAACAAAUUAUUUAGGUCGUUCAUUAUAUUGUAUACCAUAUACACAUAAUGAUCAUGCAAAAUUACGUAUUGCAUCAAGUUUAGUAUCAAUGAAAUUUUUACAUAAAGAAAUACGUGAAAAAGGUGGUGCAUAUGGUGGUGGUUCUCGGUUAGAUAAUGGUGGUAUGUUUCAAUUUUAUUCAUAUCGUGAUCCACAUAUCAAUGAAACAAUAAACGCAUUCGAACAAACGGGUGAAUGGUUAAUACGAUCAAAAAAUUUUGAUGAUAAUGAAAUUGAUGAAGCAAAAUUACAAAUAUUUCAAUCAAUUGAUCAACCAAUUCCACCUGGUGAACAAGGAAUUGAACAAUUUUUAACAGGUAUAACUGAUCAACUGCGACAAGAAUAUCGUUAUCGUUUAUUAGAUGUUACUAGGCAAGAUAUACAAGAAGUUGCUGAAAAAUAUCUGAUUGGAAAGAAUUUAUCCGAUAGUAAAGUUGUUGUAUUGGGUCCAAAAUCCAAUGAAACUAGUUCGAAUGAUAAACAAUGGAAAAUAAGAAUUGCAUCAGGUGAAUGAAUGAAAGUGAAUAAAAAAAGAAUCAUGAUUUGUAAAUAAUUUUAAUCGGAAUUUUC